Cariama cristata (Red-legged seriema) is the source of this 2396-nucleotide messenger RNA. It is a transcript of the gene GRID2, whose product is annotated as glutamate receptor, ionotropic, delta 2. NCBI's taxonomy places the organism in Eukaryota, Metazoa, Chordata, Aves, Cariamiformes, Cariamidae. Bases 1 to 2313 code for a protein of 770 amino acids. Gene Ontology annotation, cellular component: postsynaptic membrane; plasma membrane. Gene Ontology annotation, biological process: modulation of chemical synaptic transmission; monoatomic ion transport; synaptic transmission, glutamatergic. The transcript has 13 exons. The record is from RefSeq and is a predicted model, not a curated record. Gene Ontology annotation, molecular function: glutamate-gated receptor activity; transmitter-gated monoatomic ion channel activity involved in regulation of postsynaptic membrane potential.
AUGAUGAGCAUGGUGAUUACACAAGUCGUGGAGACUAAUUUGGUUGCUUUUGACUGUCACUGGAUCAUUAUAAAUGAGGAAAUAAAUGAUGUGGACGUGCAGGAGCUGGUGAGAAGGUCAAUUGGAAGGUUGACAAUUAUUCGACAGACAUUUCCAGUCCCCCAAAACAUAAGUCAGCGCUGUUUCCGUGGCAACCACAGAAUAUCUUCAUCACUGUGUGAUCCGAAGGACCCUUUCUCCCAAAGCAUGGAGAUUUCAAACCUGUAUAUAUAUGACACUGUCCUCCUGUUGGCGAAUGCCUUUCAUAAGAAGCUGGAGGACAGAAAGUGGCACAGCAUGGCCAGCCUCACCUGCAUCAGGAAGAACUCUAAACCCUGGCAAGGAGGACGGUCGAUGUUGGAAACCAUCAAGAAGGGUGGAGUGAAUGGCUUGACUGGAGAACUGGAAUUUGCAGAAAAUGGGGGGAAUCCCAAUGUGCAUUUUGAAAUUUUGGGGACAAAUUAUGGAGAAGAUCUGGGCAGAGGCAUCCGCAAGCUCGGCUGCUGGAAUCCUAUCACUGGUCUGAAUGGAUCGCUAACAGACAGAAAGUUGGAGAAUAACAUGCGAGGAGUGGUUCUGCGUGUGGUGACUGUGCUGGAAGAGCCCUUUGUCAUGGUGUCUGAAAAUGUUCUGGGAAAACCGAAGAAGUAUCAAGGCUUCUCAAUAGACGUGUUGGAAGCCUUGGCUACUUACCUCGGCUUUAAAUAUGAAAUUUAUGUUGCACCGGAUCACAAGUAUGGGAGUCCUCAGGAUGAUGGGUCAUGGAAUGGACUGAUAGGAGAACUGGUAUUUAAGAGAGCUGAUAUAGGGAUCUCUGCCCUAACCAUCACCCCCGACAGGGAAAACGUGGUGGACUUCACAACACGUUACAUGGACUACUCAGUGGGCGUGCUGCUUCGAAAAGCGGAGAAGACAGUGGACAUGUUUGCCUGCUUGGCACCGUUUGACCUCUCCCUGUGGGCAUGCAUAGCUGGCACUGUGCUGUUAGUAGGGCUACUGGUCUACCUCUUGAACUGGCUCAACCCCCCACGCCUUCAGAUGGGAUCCAUGACCUCCACAACCCUCUAUAAUUCCAUGUGGUUUGUGUACGGAUCUUUUGUGCAACAAGGAGGAGAGGUUCCAUACACAACCCUGGCAACCCGACUGAUGAUGGGAGCUUGGUGGCUUUUUGCUUUGAUUGUCAUCUCCUCCUACACAGCAAACCUAGCAGCUUUCCUCACCAUCACACGCAUUGAGAACUCCAUCCAGUCUCUCCAGGAUCUCUCAAGGCAGACGGAUAUUCCUUAUGGCACUGUCUUGGACUCCGCAGUCUAUGAGCACGUCCGAGUGAAAGGGAUGAAUCCUUUUGAGAGGGACAGCAUGUAUUCCCAAAUGUGGCGGAUGAUUAACAGAAGUAACGGCUCGGAGAACAACGUCUUGGAGUCAACCGCAGGCAUUCAAAAGGUGAAGUAUGGGAACUAUGCCUUUGUAUGGGACGCAGCGGUAUUGGAGUACGUGGCCAUCAAUGAUGCAGACUGCUCUUUUUACACGGUGGGGAACACUGUUGCGGACAGAGGAUAUGGGAUCGCACUGCAGCAUGGCAGCCCCUACCGAGACGUUUUCUCACAAAGGAUUUUGGAGCUGCAGCAGAACGGCGACAUGGACAUACUGAAGCAUAAGUGGUGGCCGAAGAACGGUCAAUGUGAUCUUUACUCAUCUGUGGAUACCAAACAGAAAGGAGGUGCCCUGGACAUAAAAAGUUUUGCAGGUGUUUUCUGCAUCCUCGCUGCUGGGAUUGUCCUAUCCUGUUUCAUUGCAAUGUUGGAAACGUGGUGGAAUAAAAGGAAAGGCUCCCGGGUCCCAUCAAAAGAGGACGACAAGGAGAUCGACCUGGAACACCUCCACAGGCGCGUGAACAGCCUCUGCACAGACGACGACAGUCCCCAUAAACAGUUCUCCACCUCAUCGAUUGACUUGACCCCGCUGGACAUUGACACUUUACCCACACGUCAGGCACUGGAGCAAAUCAGUGACUUCAGAAACACUCACAUCACCACAACCACCUUCAUACCAGAACAGAUCCAGACUCUGAGCCGCACGCUGUCUGCUAAAGCCGCUUCGGGUUUCUCCUUCGGCAGCGUGCCCGAGCACCGAACUGGCCCUUUCAGGCACAGGGCACCCAACGGUGGCUUUUUCAGAAGCCCCAUCAAAACAAUGUCAUCGAUCCCUUACCAACCAACUCCUACUCUGGGGCUGAAUAUCGGUAGCGACCCAGACCGAGGCACCUCCAUCUGAGCAUCAGGCCAAGUUUCUUCACUGUUUCUUUUCUAGGACUCCCUUUGCAAGGAGCAGCUGUAAUAUUGUGGGACUAACAUGGA